AUGAAGAAGAAAGCGGAGGGGGCGGCCUCCAGUUCCGGGACGCAGGAGAGUCAGUCUGCGGCGGAGAGUCAACCCAGCUUGGAGGUGCUCGCCGCGUUUCAGCACCAAAGCGAUCCAGAUUCGAUACGGAGCCUCCAUGUCUACGCUCAGGGUGCCUCCCUGUUUGCUAUCCAACAAGACCUGAUGCUGUCUUCUCCUAGUUACCGUGUGUUGAACCAACCUUUGAGGAUGAUGCUCCCCUCCUGGUCUGCUAUGGCGGGCUUCGUGGAUAGCCAAAAGAAGGGCCACGCCGCGGGGGGGUGGAUCUGCAUCCUCGACUUUGCUGUUUAUGACCCCCUACCCACGUCAAUGUGCCCAUUGCUGGCGCCCAGCAGGAACCCGCUUCUGGGCAGCCUCCCCUCCGUGUACUCUGACCUGGUAUUAGUCGAGGCCGUCAUCAAAAAGGGCGCGGAGGGCGGCCGCGCCGAGCCGACGCUUCGGCCAACCCAAUGCAUUCCGUCCCCCCCCACUGCGUGCGUCAGCCAAGAGAGCGACGCCCGGAACUCCGUUCCGUUCAUCGGAAGCCGCGUGCACCGGAGCCUUUCGUUGCCCAGCCCGCGGCAAGGCAGCAUGGUCGAGUCGAACUCGCCCAACGGCUCUCUCUGGAACGAUGUCGACUCGUUUACUGAUCUUCUCUCGUGCGCCCAGUCCCCGGGGAUCCCUUCGUGUCCCCUGGUUUCGCUGCACCCCAACUUCCCGUCCCCAACUAAGUCACCCGGCCCCUCUAACCCGACGACUCAAAGAUUGGAUAAGGGGCCGCACCCGAUGUUGACCUCUCCAAAUACUCGGGCCGCAGGACAGUUAUAUCCACCCCCUGGCGGCUUCGGAGGACGGCCCGGUAGCGAGCCCCGGGCAGACCCCGAGAACUUCCCCUCCCCAAACUUCGUCCCGUUCAUCCCGGGCUUCAUCUCCGACCGCGCCUGGGGUCCGUGGGCCCACGUCACCGGCUACUCAGACUUCCACCAACAGCUGGCGUUUUUAGCGGAGUACCCCGCCUUCAUUCCCCCGGACGUCACCCCCGGUUCCUUGUACGACGACCUGCGUCAGCAGCAGGAGGAGCGGGGGGAUCCCUCCGACCAGGAAACGGAGGGCCUGCUUUACCGCCCACCCCCGCGGUUGGAGAUUCCAGGCUCUCCUGGCCUCCCGGAGGUCUUUGCUGACGACACCUCAUCCGUCGUCCCCGAGAGGAACCGGUCCCUCUUGCCGAGGAGCCGGAGCACCAUACCGAGCGAACGGCCGGCGAAAGACGCCGCGCCCUUCCAGAGGGCGUCCUCCGCCCCCGCCUCCGGCCCCCCCAGCACGAGCCUGCCGUCCCUUGGGGAUUCCCCUCUAGUCGACCCUGCCCUCCUCUCGCCGAUCGCGGGGGGGCUCGCGACCCGCGAGAAUGACCCCCCCGCGAGCCUCUGGGUGUGCAUAAACGCCGAGGCAUCGGAGGGGGUUCGCCCCGGGGUGUCCUUUCUUCCCCCGGGGGGGUCCAUUUCCCGGGUGAGAAUCACCCCCUUGCCGGUUGACGGCGACCAGAUGAACCAGAUGGCCCCCGAGUUCGAGCCCCGGUUCCUGCCCACACCGAACGCCGUCCACUUGGGGGAUCCCCCGGUCCCCAACAUCUCCCCCCGGCGGUCUGAACCGGAUGACGACUUCAUGACCGAGGCCUCAAUCCUCACGGAUUCCAGUGUCUGCCGCGACUCCCCGCGCUCUCCGCUGUCGGAACAAGGCGCCGGAACGGAAUUCCUCGACCCCAGAGACACCCCUGGGGACCAGUCCCCGGUCUCCCUCACGCAGGCGUCGGUACGGACCGUCUUCAUGUCGCGCGACCCGAAGCGCGCGACCGCGCGCAUGGAGCGCAUCACUCUGGAGGAGAUGCAGACGUACUUCGACGUGCCGAUCGUGGGCGCGGCGCGGCUGUUGGGCGUCGGCCUCACGGUGUUGAAGAAGCGGUGCCGGGACUUCGGCAUCCCCCGCUGGCCGCACCGCAAGAUUAAGAGCAUCAAGGUGCUCAUCGACAACAUCAAAGAGUUGGCCGACCCGAAAGACAGCUCCUCCGUUCCUGCUGCCUCGUUCGGCGACGCCGUGCAGCGCCUCGAGAUGGAGCGCGCGCAGAUCGCGGGGCGGCCGGCCAUCCGCAUGGCGGAGGAGACGCUGAAGCUGCGCCAGGCGUGCUUCAAGGCCAACUUCCGCAUCCGGGCGCAGGCCUCGGGGCGCAACACCGGGCGGAAGGCUGCGCCGAGCGCGGGGGGCGGCCGCGGUUCGGGGAGGUCGCCCUCGGCGUCGUCACGUGUCGCCUGCGGCAUUGGGCCGCGAAGCCGCUGCUGA
Messenger RNA from Klebsormidium nitens, 2352 nucleotides. Lineage: Eukaryota; Viridiplantae; Streptophyta; Klebsormidiophyceae; Klebsormidiales; Klebsormidiaceae. The record is from the annotation of a GenBank genome assembly.